UCUCUCUGCUAUAGAAGAAGGAGGAGGACGGCUUAUUAUCAUCGGAUCCCGGCCAUGGAAAGCUACGCUCAGCUCCUCGCCCACCAGGAGGCCGUCCACCGGGAGGCCCAGCGGAUCGCCUCGUUGUCCGCGGUGAAGCUCCUCCGUUCCCGGACACAGAGAGGGGGGAUGAGGCUGCACCGCUCCCUGCAGCUCUCCAUGGUGAUGCGGAGUGCCCGGGAUCUCAUGGUGUCCUCCGUCCCGGUCCCCGAAGCCAAGCCCGUGUCCCCCCCGCCCAGAGAGAGCCGCAAACGCCGCUCGUGUGGCUCCGGAAUCACCGAACUGGUGCCCAGCAAGCGGGCAUGUCUGUGGCAGGAGACCCCCGAGCCCCAGGAACAAGGCGGAGCCUUCCCCGGUCUGGCCGAGGUCCUCCAGAGGGUGCUGAGAAGUGUCCGGUCCCGGGUCCCACCGGGGGGCUGCCGGGUGCCCGGAGCCGUGACCUCCGUCCAUAACCGAGCCGUGGAGGCCUUCUGAAC
Rana temporaria (common frog) is the source of this 515-nucleotide messenger RNA. RefSeq names its product immediate early response 2 (gene IER2). The coding region runs from base 55 to 513 and encodes 152 amino acids. The record is from RefSeq and is a predicted model, not a curated record. NCBI's taxonomy places the organism in Eukaryota, Metazoa, Chordata, Amphibia, Anura, Ranidae. The transcript has a single exon.